Molecule: messenger RNA, 1772 nt
Organism: Tilletiaria anomala UBC 951
Lineage: Eukaryota; Fungi; Basidiomycota; Exobasidiomycetes; Georgefischeriales; Tilletiariaceae
Product: S-adenosyl-L-methionine-dependent methyltransferase
Exons: 10
Coding region: 24-1772 (582 amino acids)
Molecular function (GO): tRNA (cytidine-N3)-methyltransferase activity
Source: RefSeq, a predicted model, not a curated record
ACACCGAACAGCAGAGUCGCAAAAUGUCGAAGCCAGUGGAAGCGCUGGGCCUUGCACGGCAGCGUAUCGAUCAAUUACAUCGAGAGGAUCCGGCAUUCGUACGAGGAGCAGGCGCCGAUCCUACUGAGGCAGCAGUGAGAGCGCAAGAUGAAUUAGCAUAUGCCGAUGCGAUGGAGGCAUGGGCAUUGAAGUUGCUAGAUCUUCACCGCGCCUCAGACGACCCGGUAUCUCGAGAACUUGUGAGGCAAGAGCACCUCGUCCGCGUCGCUGCCAGAUGUCAGCAUCUGGAGCGCUUCAAGACGCCCCGCUCCACCUAUCCGGAUGGCAAAGCCGGCUACUUCAAGUGGCGUAGAGAAUUGUACGUCAAGCAGGCUGACAAGGCAAAGGAGAUCCUACAAGCUUCUGGUGUUCCAACUGAGGACGCUGAUAAGGUACACAAGUGGGUGCGCAAGGGCGAGCUCAAUGUGGGAAGGGACGAUGGAGAUGCGGGGACGCAACUCCUUGAGGACGCCGCAGUGUUGGUCUUUCUGGAGAAGGAGGUGGCGGCUUUCGCCAAGAAGCACGAAGAGUAUUCUGAAGAGAAAUGGGUGGAUAUCUUGAGGAAAACUCUACGCAAGACAUCGAAGAUUGGAGCUGCCGCCGCAAUGCAAUUGCCCAUGGCACCCGACUUUCGCAAGCUUGUCGAUCUCUCCUUGGUUAAAGCGGAGGACACGAAGGAGUGUGAAGAGGUGGUCUUAGCACCAAGGCAGAAUUCGCGACCCAAGACGCUUCAAGAAGCACAGGAACACUUGGCUAACGGAUCAAGCGGCACAGAUGCCAUCUUCGGUACCCGUCUUCUGCAGCAGCAAGACUCGGACAACGCGGUCUGGGAGCACAACGCUUGGGAUCAUGUUGAGCCUCCAGGAGACUUUCUCAAUGAGGUGCAAGAGCGCCUUGCCGCACAAGAACGCGCUAAAGUACCCAAGGCACAGGCUGAAAUGUAUCACCGCGAUCCUGCCUCUUUCUGGAAUUCUUUUUACGCUGCACAUCAACAAAACUUUUUCAAGAAUCGGAAAUGGCUCAAGUCGGAAUUUUCGGAAUUGGCAGACGUAUUGCACAUAGACGCCGGCCCAAAGACCGUGGUGGAAAUCGGCUGUGGUGCAGGGGACACUCUUCUACCUUUACUGCACGAUAAUCAGAAUCCGGGGCUAUCCCUGUAUGGCUUCGAUUAUUCUACAGAAGCUGUUCGCGUGGUCCGAGAAUCUUCAAUAUACCAGCAACCUAAGUGCGGGCGGUGCGUCGCGGACGUGUGGGACCUAUCGGCACAAGAUGCCCAGGACGAUUCUCGACCCAGCCUGCCGCCGGGCGUCUUACCUGGCACGGUCGACGUUGUCGUCAUGAUCUUCGUUUUGUCCGCUCUGAAUCCUACAGAGUGGUUAGCCGCAGCAAGAAAUAUUGUGGAAAUGCUCAAACCUGGCGGAAAACUUCUUUUCCGUGAUUACGGUCGAUACGAUCUACCUCAAUUACGCUUCAAGGACAAUCGGCUGCUGAAGGAAAAUUUUUACGUGCGCGGUGAUGGCACAAGAGUGUACUUCUUUGACAAGUCGGAAAUUGUCCGCAUUUUCUCUGCUGCACCAUUAAAAGAUGGUCCCUCCCAGAGUGAUGUGGCCGAUCAGAGCGAGAUCUUGUUCGAUACCCUUCAGCUCGUAGAAGAUCGACGCAUGCUGGUUAAUCGAAAACAAAAGAAACGCAUGUACCGAGUAUGGCUUCAAGCGAAAUUGCAACGGCGGUGA